AGGACAUCGUACGGAUACACGGUGGUCGGAAGAGUAUUUUUCGCCUUCAAAAGUGGGUGGUGGUGCAACGCCUGCUAAGGGCCAUACCAAAGAACUUCCUCUACUUCCUGCUCAGCUCCCGUUUUAGUGAGCGAGGUGGUUCCGCACCUUCGUGAGUGACUCCUUUAGUGCGUUUGUAUCUGUGUGGUGUAUGUGAAUCUCACAGUUUAUGCAAAAGUCUGUACGUGCGCACGAGCAACGCGACAACGUGAUCGAAUCGAACCAACGGUAGCGGACACCGAAACGGUUCAAUAAUCUUUUCCAUCGCAGCACCCAGAAGGCGCGCUGCCGAUAUAGCAAAGUUUAUCCUCCACCCGGUAAAGGACGCGUGAGAAUUUAAUCCAAUUUAAGUUCUCAGUUCGCCGCCCUCAAAAUCGACCGAAACCAGGUGUUGAGAUUCGUGGAGGAACGCAGCGGCCACGAUGAGUAGUGCUUCCUCGUCAACUGCGGGAAGCAACGCAGGCGGAGCACCGGCCGCUGCCAAUGGGCAACCGGGUGCAGCGGACGGAAGUGCCGGAAGCGAUGGAAGUGGCAAUGUCGAGCAACCUGGCUCGUCGGCCACGCAGCAACGUAGCGCCAACACCACAGGAAGCGGACCAGGCACGGUACGCCGGAAGGCGAACGUGUGUCUCAUCUGCGGUAUCUACACCAAUCUGUCGCUCAACAUCUUCGAGCCACGGAACGGGCCCAACAUUAUCGAUGUCAUCUACGAGAAGUACAAAUUUCGGGCCGAACGAGGUGAUAACGCGGACAAACACAUCUGCUUCAGCUGCAACAACUGGCUGAUCAAUUGGUACUCGCUGCAGAAUGCGUCCGGCUCCCGGACGUACGAGCCGGCCCCAUCGACCAGCCGCUCGUCGGACAGCAGCAACAAUCGGCACAGUCACAAGCGAACAAGACAUUCCCGGGGGGGUGGCGGAGGAGUUGACAAGGAAAACCAGCGGCAACCCGAUCUCAGCCUGCGGUCGGCUGCUGCCACCAUAGUGGAACAGCACGACCAAGUCUCCUCGACGACAGUGCCCACCGGUGGCGGGGAUAAGGAACCGGAUGUGCUUAUCGUAACAAAAGUACAGCCACCCAAUACCAAACGGAUGCGCCAUGUUGGGUCCUACAAGCGUUUGGUGGCCCUGAAAGAAAGCAACAGCCAAGUGCUUCCACUGGCCAGUGCCGGCAUGCGACGGGCCGCUCAGCCACCGGCUGAAGAUGUGGCGGAAGUGACAAGCACCACCAGCCCCACAGCCGACCCGUGUACGGUGAUACGCAGGGUGUUCGAGGGCCAGCUAAUCCGGAUGCUGCAAGGGCAGGGUACGAGCGUUACCCGAGAAGUUGUCCCACUUCCUAAAGGGAGCCAAUCUCAACCACAAGCCCCGCCUGCCUCCGUGCCGUGCGUUGCCGGCAGUCCCCAUAUCCCGACCGGUGGUGUGGAUGUGAACGGGAAUGCCAGGGAUGAUCCGGAUGCCACAAACAUUGACAUCGUUUUAAGCUUCAAUUCUACCAUCUCCGAGGUGAUGAACGUGGUGCCAUCGUUGAAAGCGCUUCAACCAAACUCCUCUCCCGUUGAUAAUGACGUGGAUAACGAAGUUGCGGUUCGAUCUUUGCUGAGCGACCGUCGUAAGAAAUACGUAGGGCUCACGGUGUCGGUCGUACGCGAGCAAAGUGGUUCCACCGGCCAGUAGCAGUACCCAGCGACCAGCCAUCGUACGCCCGAUGCUGCCGGUUUCAGGCCAAUUUUGUCAUCCGAAAAUCCCCAAGCAUCGGGAGAACGCUUUUGAACGUGUCAAUAUCGUGAGGAAUCAUCGUUAGUUGUUUAGCAAAAUCAAUCAUGUCCCAAUUAUUCCUCGUGGUGAGGAUAAUCAAUAUCGUUGCCCAACGUAUCGCUUUAGCGUGGGUUGGAGUGGAGUUUUAGUGUAAAGCAUGGCAAUUGUUACAACUAUUAUAUAGGGGAGAGAACUAUAGAACUACCCAGUACAGGGUCGCAAUGUUUAUUAUGUGUCCAACAAGGCUCCCUGAAAGCCCAGAUUCGGUUCUGCAGAUUAUGGUUGAUAGCCAUAAAUCGGCGUCGUUUGAUUUUUAUUCAUUUCCACUUCGUUCAUCUCCAUCUUUCCUCCAUCCGGUAUGUGUUAUGUUUUUUGCGAAUUUAUGUUUUCGCUUGAGCUUUUAGAAUAUUUCGAUCUCAAUUCGAUUCCACUUACUAAAGACGCUAAUAAAUUAAUGAAACGUAUAUGAAUAGCCGUAUUUACUUUAUAUGAAAUCCCGACGCAC
Anopheles bellator is the source of this 2301-nucleotide messenger RNA. Its product is annotated as protein phyllopod. Gene Ontology annotation, molecular function: zinc ion binding. The record is from RefSeq and is a predicted model, not a curated record. The transcript has 2 exons. NCBI's taxonomy places the organism in Eukaryota, Metazoa, Arthropoda, Insecta, Diptera, Culicidae. The coding region runs from base 462 to 1715 and encodes 417 amino acids. Gene Ontology annotation, cellular component: nucleus.